AUGGGACAAUUUGAUGUGAUUCUUGGCAUGGAUUGGUUGUCUAAGUACCAAGCCAUUGUAGAUUGCUCAUGCAAAAGGGUGACUCUUUUAACUCCAAGUGGAGAUUUCAUUGUAUAUCGGGCCAAUAUGAAUGCAGUAAGGCACAAUCCUAUCCUUAAGGCAUGUUUUGGUGGAAAAAGAAACUUAGAGUGUUAUGGGAGUCUGUUUGCAAUUAAGGAUGAGUCUAGGCCUCUAAACAAGUUUCCUUGGAUAUCAGUGGUUAGUGGCUUUCCAUAUAUGUUUCCUGAAGAUUUGCAAGGACUACCACCUGAUAGAGAGAUCGAGUUUUGCAUUGAUUUGAUUCUCGGGACUCAACCAGUUUCUACUACACCUUAUCGCAUGGCACUUGCAGAGUUAGCUGAAUUGAAAAAGAAAUUGGGUGAGCUAAUGGAUAAAGGUUACAUUAGAAACAGUACUUCUCCAUGGGGAGCUCCAACACCUGAGGACCAUGCAGAACAUUUAACUAUUGUGUUGCAAACUUUAAGGGACCAUCGAUUAUAUGCUAAGAAAGAGAAAUGUGACUUCUGGAUGACCGAGGUCAAAUUCUUAGGGCAUGUAAUAUCUCAAGAAGGCAUUACUGUGGAUCUUGCAAAGAUAGAUUCUAUCUUGCAGUGGGAAAGACCAAAGAACGUUACUGAGAUUCAAAGUUUUCUUAGUUGUGAAGAAGCUUUCAGAGAACUUAAGCAAAGAUUGACUACGACGCCUAUUCUCACUAUGCCUAAUAGUGAUGAGCCUUAUGUGGUAUUCACUGAUGCUUCUGGUAUUGGUUUAGGAGGAGUUCUCAUGCAAAAUGGCAAGGUUUUUGCCUAUGCUUCACGCCAAUUGAAGCCACAUGAGAAGAACUACCCUACACAUGACUUGGAACUUGUAGUAGUGAUUUUUUCCUUAAAAAUUUGGAGAUGUUACUUAUACGGGGCAAAGUUUGAAUUAUAUUCUGAUCAUAAGAGUUUAAAGUAUCUAUUUACUCAAAGAGACUUAAAUUUGAAGCAAAGAAGAUGGGUCGAGUACAUGGAAGAUUAUGAUUUCACUUUGCAGUAUCAUCCUGGAAAAGCAAAUGUGGUCGCUGAUGCAUUAAGUAGAAAACCUCAUGGCAUUUUGGCUUGUUUGGCUCUUGAGGAUUGGAAAAGAACGAUCACUGUGGGUGAUUCUGAAUUAGAGUACUAUGACGGAAAAGAUAUUGCUUGUGUUUCAAACGUAAUGGUUACACCAAUGCUACUUCAGCAAGUUAAGCAAUGUCAGUGGCAAGAUGAGAAAUUGAGACUUAUUUAG
This is a messenger RNA of Humulus lupulus (European hop), 1308 nucleotides long. RefSeq lists its product as uncharacterized. Lineage: Eukaryota; Viridiplantae; Streptophyta; Magnoliopsida; Rosales; Cannabaceae. The transcript has 3 exons. The record is from RefSeq and is a predicted model, not a curated record. Bases 1 to 1308 code for a protein of 435 amino acids.